Hordeum vulgare subsp. vulgare (domesticated barley) is the source of this 1244-nucleotide messenger RNA. Its product is annotated as transcription initiation factor IIB-like. Gene Ontology annotation, cellular component: nucleus; transcription preinitiation complex. Gene Ontology annotation, molecular function: TBP-class protein binding. The record is from RefSeq and is a predicted model, not a curated record. The transcript has a single exon. Gene Ontology annotation, biological process: transcription preinitiation complex assembly; DNA-templated transcription initiation. Bases 64 to 1014 code for a protein of 316 amino acids. Lineage: Eukaryota; Viridiplantae; Streptophyta; Magnoliopsida; Poales; Poaceae.
CCCUUUUCCCCAACCCGUCGCCCCAGCCAUCCCAAAACUGCGCACGCGGCGGCGGCAGCAGCCAUGUACACCAGCACCAGCUCUGCUGCCGACGAGCGAGUGUACUGCCCGGAGUGCCACCGCGCGACGGAGGUUGUGCUCGACCACGCCACCGGCGACACAAUCUGCACCGAGUGCGCGCUGGUUCUCGACGCGCACUACAUCGACGAGUGUUCCGAGUGGCGCAACUUCGCGGACGACGGCGGCGGCGACGACCGCGACCCCAGCCGCGUCGGCGCGUCCAGAGACCCCUUCCUCAACGCUAAACUCUCCACGGUCAUUGUCUACUCCAACAAGUCCUCCGCCACCGGCGUGGGGGCCAACGCCCUGCCGAGGAUGUCGGUGCGCGAUGCCGACGCUAGCGCGGCGUCCGAAAACACCCUCGUCGACGGCUUCCGCGGCAUCGCUGACAUGGCCGACCGGCUUGGACUCGUGGCCACGAUCCGGGACCUGGCCAAGGAGACGUUCAAGAAGCUGUACGAUGCCAAGGGCUCCCCUCGCGGCCGGAAGCGGGACGCCGUCUACGCUGCCUGCCUCUACAUCGCCUGCCGCAACCUCGGCAUGCCACGCACGUACAAGGAGCUCGCCUCCGUCACCGCUGGGGGCGCGGAAUCGAAGAAGGACAUUGGCAAGAUGACGACACACAUCAAGAGGCUCCUUGGGGAGGAGGACGGCCAGGUGAUGGACAUCGGCGUCGUGAGCGCCUCCGACUACCUGCGCCGCUUCUGCUCCCGGCUCGGCCUGGGAAACCAGGAGGUGCGCGACGCGCAGGAGGCAGUGCGGAAGGUCGAGGAAGGCCUCGACGUGCGCCGCAACCCGGAGUCCGUCGCCGCCGCCAUCAUCUACAUGGUUGUGCAGCGUGCUGGCGCCGGCAGGUCCGUCAAGGACGUGUCCGUGGCCACCGGCGUCGCCGAGGGCACCAUCAAGGAGGCGCACAAAGACCUCAGUCCGCACGCCCAGAUGCUCUUCGGCUGAUCCUGAGCGCCCACGAUAUUAACGCUUCUUGAUCCUUUGGCUGUUUGGCAGCGCGAGCUUGCACAUGCAAUCAUGUUUGCCGUGGCCAAAAUUCCAAACGUGUGCUGUUGUUGGCAACUAUAUAUCUUAGUCUUGGACAUGUGAAGUUUCUGUUGGACUUCGUUUCUAAGUGCUGAAUCAUUCGUGAAUGAAUCUGUGCUUCGAUCGAUCGUUUCAACCGAUUAAACUCA